Drosophila erecta is the source of this 1113-nucleotide messenger RNA. RefSeq lists its product as uncharacterized. The coding region runs from base 10 to 1053 and encodes 347 amino acids. Lineage: Eukaryota; Metazoa; Arthropoda; Insecta; Diptera; Drosophilidae. The transcript has 5 exons. The record is from RefSeq and is a predicted model, not a curated record.
AUAGGAAUCAUGUUCCAACUUUUACUUUCGGCAAAGGGAUCCAGGAUGCCCCGCGUGAAGCCCACCAAGAAGCUCGAUGUCCUGGGCAAUCUGGACCUGCGGCCCGAGGAUGCCGUGGGUGACUAUAUCAGCUCCAAGCAGCAGAACAAAUUCUUCGUAAUCCCUCCCAACUCGGACUCCGCCGGCGACUCCAUCGAGCUGAUAUUCGUGAACAAUCUUCGCGAGCACGAGGCCAUGCUCAAGCUGCAGGAGGAGAUGCUGACCAGCGCCAAGCGGCAGACCAAGCUGAACUCCGCCAGGGUCAGGAACAUGUACAAGAUCCAGGAGCGCCUGAGGAGGCGCUUCAUCGAGGUGAACAGCUUCAUCAAGGACUGCGCGGACAAGAAGAGAGUGGCCGAGAAGACCGCCCAGGCGGAGACGCUCUACCACAAGGAGCUCGGCGAGGGCAUUGAGAGCUUCAAGGACUCGAUCGGCGAACUCAAGGCCUUUCGGGCGGCUCUCAAGGCCACCGUGCAGGAGUUCCAGCCCUACGAGAAGGUGCUCAACGAGGUGGUCAAGGUGUCCGACAUAUUCGUGUCGCCCAAGGACUGCACUGAUCGCUGUGAUGCGCUGAUGCUGGCUCAGGUGGAGAUCAACAAGCUGGAGCACCAGAAGCUGCAGGACAUCGAGGGCAUGCGGCAGCGCAUGGUGCAGAUCACCAAUGAAGCGGCUCUAACGGUGCUGGGUCUGAAGAACGACCUGGCCAAGCUGGAACGGUCCUACAACGAGUCCAGGGUGCAGUGCCUCAGGUGGGAAAAGAUCCUGGCCAAAACCAAGGACGCCAUCAACAAUUGCUACAUGGACAAGGAGCGCACAAUAGAUGCGAUUACCAACCUGCACAGAAUCCUCCUACGGCGAAGAGAUAUACAUUCCUUCCCUGCUCGCGGCGACUUGGACAAGGUGUUGGACUCCAUCAAGAGCGAGGUAGAAAUAUUGACCGGCGUUAUAAAGGAAAUCGAAUCGUCUGACUCCGCGGUGAAGCAAGAGGAAGCCAGAGAUAAAACUCUGUGCUAAUUGGAUGCGAAAAUUGCGAGUAGUUUAGGCACACCUUAAACUAUUAAACUACGAAAGCUA